Rotaria socialis is the source of this 1386-nucleotide messenger RNA. The record is from the annotation of a GenBank genome assembly. Lineage: Eukaryota; Metazoa; Rotifera; Eurotatoria; Philodinida; Philodinidae.
AUGAAUAAAAUACAGGAAUUGGUGAAUCCGAAAACUGGAAGCCGUUUUCCUAUUGGCGGCUGCAAACCUAGUAAGCCAUCAUCCACAUUACCGAAAUUCGGAGUUUCAAGAAUGAUUUCGGACCAUGAACUACCUGCAUCUGUUGACUUAAGACCAAAUAUGACGCCAACAAAAACUAAAAAGGAUAUUGAUGUUAGUCGUCUUUUUAUUUAUUACAAUGCUCGUCUUAAAGAUGGAAUCAGUGAAACAGACAUGAGUGAUGAAGGCUGCUCGAUAACAGCGGCCAUUGAAGCACUAAAAGAGUAUGGCUGUUGCAAAGAAGAAAUCUUUCCAUACGAGGUUAAAAACGUGAAUCGAAAGCCACCAGAAUAUUGCUAUAAAGUGGCUAAAGCUUAUCAUAUAGAAUGUGGAUUAAGAGUAGCACCGAACCUCACUGAGAUGAAAGCAUGUUUAGCUCAAGGAUAUCCAUUCGCGUUUGGUCUUACGAUAUAUACGUCAUUUUCUGAAGCUGAAACCAAUGGUAGACAUGUACCGACGCCAAACGCCGAUGAGCCUAUUGUUAGCAGUUAUGGUUUGCAUGCGAUGUUGGCAGCUGGAUAUCAUGAUGAAGGACAAUAUUUUAUUGUUAAGAAUUCAUGGGGUGCACUUUGGGGCGAUAAAGGUUACUGUUAUAUUCCUUAUGAUUAUAUGAGUAAUCCAAAGCAUUGUUUUGACAUGUACACUAUUAAAACCAUCUCAGGUAAUUCUCCUCGCUCAGAUAAAGCAACAAGAUAUGUAUCACAUGGUACUGAUGUUUCUAACACCAAUAUCUUGGUGAACGAUUUUCCUGAUGCUACUGACAUGAAAUUAUUUUGGAAUACAAAAAACACUACCACAUGGACAUCUGAAUCAUACCACAAGGUUGCUCAUUCCAGUAUUAAGCAAUCGUCGGAAGCAAUUAUUACAGGGAAUUCUCGUGUACUUUGGAUCGACCGGGAAAGUGAGGAGAAUAACAGAUUAAUGAAGAAAAUAUCAAUUGAGGCGUGUACUGCUGUAGAAUUUUGCGAAAGAUUUUCAUCGUUGGAACAGUACCUGCAACAACAUAGUCAAGAAGCAAGUUCAUCUUCAUCGGCAUUUCAAAUCAUUUGUCGUGGCUAUUAUAAAAAUGAAGAUAAAAAUCCGUUGGAUGUGUUAUUACUGUUAGAUCGGUAUGAAUUAGGACAUGUUCCAGUGACUGUCUUUACUCAAGAUAAAGAAGGUCUAAUGAAUCACUUACGAAAUGAAGCAUUUUCCAAAGGCAUUUCUGCUUGGAAAGAUCGAUUACACGUAGCCCGCUAUGGAACAGAUUUGAUUAAUCGCAUAGUAUCUAAUAAUAAAAAGACAAGUAGUAACCAUAAUCGUAACUAA